Molecule: messenger RNA, 4358 nt
Organism: Anopheles aquasalis
Lineage: Eukaryota; Metazoa; Arthropoda; Insecta; Diptera; Culicidae
Product: protein lingerer
Biological process (GO): fibroblast growth factor receptor signaling pathway
Cellular component (GO): cytoplasm
Molecular function (GO): transmembrane receptor protein tyrosine kinase adaptor activity; fibroblast growth factor receptor binding
Source: RefSeq, a predicted model, not a curated record
AAGGGCAGCAAAAGUCGCAAAAAUACUCGAUCGUUUUGGCGAAUUCUUUGUUUUUUCGCGGAUAAAUUCCCGGACUGCCAGUGGUAGGAACGCACCACGCAGUUCCACGAAUCGUGCGACGUAUUCCGCGGAAUGUCUUCCAGGUGCAGCAGCAGCAUCCGAGAAGUGCAAACCCGCGGCCCUCCGUGUGCUCCCGCUGGGAUUCGCUAAGAGCAGGCAGUUCUGCAAAAGCUGAAAACAACGCCCGCCUAUAAGCCUAUACAGCUGAUGGCAUGAGCAUCGUCACCCUCGGCGCCAGAGGAAGCGUCUUGUGAAAAGCGAAUCGAAGGAAAUGAGUGCACGCGGGUCCUGUUUUCAUACGCCCGCACGAAGCAGGUCCUUUCGAGCAUCAAAGUAGGGGCCGGAGUUAGGAAACCAAAUCGUCGAGCAGCCCGCGACCCGCGGUAACCCCGGGACGCCGCGUUAUACCAGGAGGAGGAUAUAUUCAGCAGGAACAGCGCGUCAUGGGCUGCAUCAACUCGAAGAAGGACGUAAACGAUGCGCAUUCCAACAUUUUCCACGUGAUUAACCUGGACGAUGAUGGAACGGAGCGAUGGAGCGGUCAGCUGGAGGUAUCGCGCACCGAGCUUACGCUUUAUCGGAAAGGCAAGGAUCCGACGACGUGGCCACUAAAGUGCUUACGACGCUACGGGUUCAAUGUGGAUCAGUUCAGCUUCGAGGCGGGUCGACGGUGUGCCACUGGCGAAGGCAUCUAUGCCUUCCGCUGCCGGAGAGCCGAAGCCCUGUUCUAUACCGUACAAUCGUACAUCCAGGGCCGUAUCUACAAUGACGAAACCACCAAUCCAAACGAUCCAUACCCGAUUCCGGUCGCUUCCAACGGGCCAUCGGUGGCAGCUCGUAGCGUUUCGCAAAACAACACAGCAACCCGAAGCACAGGAGGAGGAGGUGGCGGCGGUGGUGGUGGAGGACAGGGCCAACAGGGACCCGCGAUGCAGUGUACGUUCGUGAUGAAUCGUACCGGUAUGGCCACCAGUCAGUCACUCAGUCCGAAUGGUACGAUUCACUCCAACUCGAACCAAAGCCGCAGCACGGACACACUGGCCAUGGCCAUGGAGGGAAACUAUCUCGAGCCUACACCGAACCGCACGGGCACAGGGGUGGCCACGGCUGGUGGGCCAACGACCGUGGUGCAACCACACACGAUCACAACACGAUUCCAGCAGGGAUUACGCCUAAGCUCGGUCAGCAGUGGUCCGAUCAGUCCGGAUAUAACGUCACCGGGUUCACCGAACAGCAUGACCAAUAUCCUCGAGGUCACCACGCUCAAUCCUCUGCCGACCUCGCAUACGAGUGGAAGCGUACAUCAGGGUGUGAGCAAUCUGUACCAAGAGUUCCCGGUAAAGGACACGACGGCACUGCAGCAUCAGCUCCAUCUGCACCAUCACCAUCACCAUGUGCAUCAUCCGAUCGGAGCGAGUAACGUCGCUGUCCCCGGUGCCAACCUACCCGGUGGUGGUGGUGGCAUACUGGUACGCACCUCAAUGGAUGUCCCACCACAGGAACUAGCACCGGUCGCCGUCACGGGAACACACAAUCCAUCAUCGGCCUUACUUUGCGAUCCCAGCAUAGUCGCUUCCACUGCCGUCGAGCCGUGUGGUGGUGCCGGUGGUGAUCUUCCUCCGUCAACCCCGGACGGACUGGAUCCGGGACGAAUGUACAUGAAUGUAAAUAUAAGCGCCUCGGUUGGGGAUGGAAAUGCCAACGCAAUCCCCGGUGGUCCCGCUAAGGCGAAGAAGGCGGCCGCAUUCAGCAGCAAAAGCAACUCGAGUCUGAUUUCGAUUUCAAACUUCAACAACAACAACAACAACAACAGUACCCACCAUAGUACGGGAUCGUUCGAUGAGGGCCAGUAUCAGAACGUACGGACACCGACCUCAAGUGGGCCAACCGCUGGAGGGUGCACCAGUGUCGUGAGUGCCGCAGCAGCCCCAACUGGCAACAUCUUUGCUCAGUUUCAUCGGCUAAACAGUAGCAGCGCGGUUACGGGACCGGAUCCGACUCGCUUUUACGAGAACCUGGAACCGGCCGAAUUGAAAGCGAGCCUCCUAAGGGGUGCUCCACGCUGCUCGAAGCCCGACAUCUUUAGUAAUGUAGAGCUACCACCGGUGGAACAUUCGGAACCGUGCACACCGACGGCAACUGGCAAUUCCGUUGCGGCUGCUGCUGCUGCUGCCGCCAUUGCCGCCGCAGGAGCCCAUGUACGCAAGGUCAACUACAUCGUGCUCGAUCUCGAUCAGUCUAGCUCAUCGCACAACAUUAGCGGAUCUACUGGUUCCAGUGGCAACGGUACCGGAGGGGUACUGUCACCGACCGGAUCCGUUCCGGGUGUAACGCUCAAUGGUAAUGGCAUCCCGAAUGGUAGCAUUCCGAUCGGUACGGGGGGUGGUAGCAACGGAACGAGUAAUGGUAUCAACAACAAUAACAACAAUAGCACCGUUGUUAACCUGAACGGUGUCGCCACGACACCCCUCAUCGGAACGGGAACCGGUAUUGGCGAGCGGGGGGGUGUUGUGGUGGGAAGCGUCGCAACGGUGACCACCGUUGCCACCGGUGUUGGUCUGUUGCCACCGGAGAGCCCGAAGAAAGCGUCACUCGGGUACGCAACGAUCGAUUUCAACAAAACCGUCGCCCUCAGCAACUCGACCACACCGUCCUCGGAGCUGGACAGUGAAGGGUCGCGGAAAACACGCCACAACUCCACCGUCACACCGCUCGCACGGCAAAGCAAUUCCGUGAGCGAUUAACCACCGGUCUAAUAUGGCGCUAGGAGACCCACGGAGGUGGUGGUCCGAAGCCCGUGCAUUAAUGUUAACGGUUUUCUUGUUUUGUUUUUAGGACAAUUUGAUACCACAUCCUCCUAUCCCCCUUGUUCCUAUCCCUUGUUCAAUCAGUGCAAUACGUGGUUCCUACCUAGGCCAGCGAUAGGAAGAAAGAGAGCGAAAGAGAACCCUGCAGAGAAAGGAGUUUUUGAAGACGCAAAUGAUGAUAUUAGGCGAAUGAUGAUCAAACAGUUAGUUUAAUGGAAUCGUUUUUUCCUUUUUUCUUUACUGUAGGCCACUCUAUUUAUAAUAACUGCAACUAUUUUGCAUCCGUGUGUGUCUCUGUGUGCGUAUUUUAGUAUAUCAUUUUAUGCACCGAGAAAAGUACGUUUAAGUUUUACUCUAUUCGUAUAUAUGUUUAGAAACGAUUUUAGGUGAAUUUUUAAACCCCUUUUUUAUCGCUGAUAAUAGUACAUUUUUACACCAAAUUUAUUCCCAACUUGAGAGGACCCUAAGGCCGCGUGUGUUAGGUUCAUAUUAGUUUUAUUAGAGUACUUUUUUAAGCAAGGAACAUCCCUCUGUUCGUCCCGUUGACACACGAUCAUCACUUGAUAAUGAUCCCGAUAGAGCGAUAACAACCGAGAGACGAUGGUGCCAAAGAACAACAUCACGAUCAUCACGUGAACACGUGGAUCAGGGCAGGAGACAGUGUUUCUAGGCCGGACUAAUGCUAGUACAUGUUUCACUUUUCUACCAUCUAGCAGUCCACGCGGGAACGGAAACAUCGAUCCACGAUCGGGCGAUCGUUUGCACAAUGAACCAAAGCAGGGGCUCAAACGAAACGGAAACCGAUUGUACCAAAAACAAAAAAAAACUACAAAGCUAAACCCAGAAGACGAGGGAAUGUAACCACCAAAGGAUAUCGUAAGGAACGCCGGUGUACGCACACAGUUGUCGUUAGUUUUAAGAGAGGGUGAAGUUAAUAUUAAAGCUAAGCACGAGCCGGUCACAGCGUGUUACAAGUCAGGUGCCGCAUUAGGCCGCAUCAUAAUGAGAAAAAAGACCGAGUACGACGGAAAACCCCAUACUAAUUGUAGCCAAAAAAAUCAUGUGUUAGCUAAGCGAGUACGAGUGCGAGAGCAGCGUGAUGAGAGUGUUGUGUAUUUAUUAGCUAAAUUGAAGCGUAUUAGGGCCUGAGGUAACAAAGAAAAGAGCCACAACUACCAGUGAUUCGUUAAGUUUGUUCAUUUUAGAUUUGAACUGAGACAUCGCAGCUAGUUCGUAAGACUGUACGAUGAAAGAAUCCCCCGGUGAAACGGAACCCACCAGGUCCUUGCUGGGUUGAAAAACGGGAAGAGUGGUAACAUGGGGUGGAUCAGUAGUACGCUAGGCUACCUUUCGUGUUACGGGGGAGUAACUUUCUCUGAGCAUAAUAUUUCUUUUCAAAGUGAUGGCAACAUGUUACACGCACUCUAUCGAUGGAAGCUACAGACCAAAUAAACUGGAAUGCCAAAUACACAUCCUGUUACACCACAAAAA